CUCUCUGCAAUUAUUUUUGUUGAAAGGGAAAUAUUUCAGCCAUGAAGCUAUUUACAUUUCUCCUGGCGGCGGGGCUACUCUUUGUUGCCCCCAUUAUUUGUGAAGAUUAUCAUUGCACGAAGGACAAAAAAUGUAAGAGUGGCUGUUGUAGGCUGGAACCUGAUGGAACGGGAAACUGUGGUCUUGGGCCUACAUUCUGUGGCAAGGGCAACUGCACGUCAACAUGCGACGAAAAAUCCGAAUGUGAUCCUGGAUGGGGCUCAAUGUGGUCUACAGCAGAAAAUUGCCCUCUCAACGUCUGCUGCAGCGAGUACGGCUUCUGUGGCACCACCCCUGAUUUCUGUCAGGGCAACAUCCCAACUUCUCCUUCAUGUAGCGGCGGUUUCAGCUCUGAUGCUCGCACGAUUGGAUACUAUGAAGGCUGGAAUUUGGAACGAAGCUGUCAAACCAUGACCCCCGAAAAGAUACCUUUGGGAUAUUACACGCACAUCAAUUUUGCAUUUGUGCUCAUAGAUCCGGACACCUUCACCAUCGCUCCUAUGGGAGAUGAUGUUGCGGCACUUUAUACAAGAGUCACAGGCCUUAAAGCUGCUCAGCCAGGGCUUAAAGUUUGGAUCUCGAUUGGAGGAUGGGCUAUGAACGAUCCAGGGCCAACUCAAGCCACGUUCUCGGAUCUUGCUGCGUCCGAGAAUGCGCAAGAGAAUUUUUUCAAUUCCCUCAUUACCUUUAUGAUGGCCAAUGGAUUUGAUGGUGUUGACCUCGACUGGGAAUACCCGGUUGCGGAUGAUAGAGGAGGAAAAGCCGCCGACAAAGAGAACUUUCCUAAAUUCCUCCAGAACCUCCGGCACGCAUUGGACCAGAGUGGGAUGCCAGAUCGUCCAGGACUAUCAAUUACAAUUCCGUCUUCAUACUGGUAUAUGCGCGGAUUUGACAUCGUCAAAAUCGAUCCCAUCAUUGACUUUUUUAACAUUAUGACUUACGAUAUUCACGGAACUUGGGACUCUUCUGCCAAUUCGGUUGGAGCUCUGGCGCGGGCACAUACAAACCUAACAGAGAUUGAGCAGAGCAUGCAGUUACUAUGGAGAAACCAUAUUGACCCCGCGAGAGUGGUUCUUGGCCUUGGAUUCUAUGGCCGUAGUUUUACAAUGAAAAGCUCAUCUUGUAUUGCGCCGGGUUGCCCAUUUAGUGGUGGCGGCAAGGCCGGACCAUGCACAAACACGUCAGGAAUUCUUUCAGCUACUGAGAUCAGAGAGGUAGUGGCUGGUGGAGCAAAAGUCACACUUGAUUCAGAAGCAGGUGUAAAGGUCAUUACUUGGGACGAUGACCAGUGGGUAUCCUAUGAUGAUGGCGAAACCAUGAAGAUGAAGAUCAAAUACGCCAAUAGUCGGUGCCUUGGAGGAACAAUGGCGUGGGCUAUAGAUUUGGAUGAUGGAACUACGAUAGAGGAACUUGGGGCCGUUCUUAACCGCCCUAAAGCUCCAACAUUCGAUCCGGAUCUUUUGGAUCCAAACAAGAAUAAUACAGAUUUGGGAACUGGAUAUGGUGUUUGAACCUGGAUGUCGUCUAGUCUAAAUUUAAUGAUAAACAAUAACGUACAUGUAUAGCGAAAGCGCCAAACAAGCGAAAGCGCCAAACAAGCGAAAGCGCCAAACAAGCGAAAGCGCCAAA
Messenger RNA from Pseudogymnoascus destructans, 1668 nucleotides. RefSeq lists its product as uncharacterized. Gene Ontology annotation, molecular function: chitin binding; hydrolase activity, hydrolyzing O-glycosyl compounds. Bases 42 to 1550 code for a protein of 502 amino acids. The record is from RefSeq and is a predicted model, not a curated record. NCBI's taxonomy places the organism in Eukaryota, Fungi, Ascomycota, Leotiomycetes, Thelebolales, Thelebolaceae. Gene Ontology annotation, biological process: carbohydrate metabolic process. The transcript is spliced from 11 exons.